AUGUUGCCCCGGCUGGUCUGCAUUAAUGAUUAUGAACAGCAUGCCCAAUCAGUGCUUCAAAAGUCAGUAUAUGAUUACUACAAAUCUGGGGCAAAUGACCAGGAGACCUUGGCUGAUAAUAUUAGAGCAUUUUCUAGAUGGAAGCUGUAUCCACGGAUGCUCCGGAAUGUUGCUGAUAUCGACCUGUCGACUUCUGUUUUAGGACAGAGAGUCAGCAUGCCAAUCUGUGUCGGAGCUACUGCCAUGCAGUGCAUGGCGCAUGUGGAUGGGGAGCUGGCCACUGUCCGAGCCUGUCAGACCAUGGGAACUGGCAUGAUGCUGAGUUCCUGGGCCACCUCCUCAAUAGAAGAAGUGGCAGAGGCUGGCCCUGAGGCACUUCGCUGGAUGCAACUGUACAUCUACAAGGACCGUGAGGUCAGCAGGCAGCUAGUGAAGCGAGCUGAGCAGAUGGGUUACAAGGCCAUAUUUGUGACUGUGGACACCCCUUACCUGGGCAAUCGCUUUGAUGAUGUGCGGAACAGGUUCAAGCUACCGCCACAACUAAGGAUGAAAAACUUUGAAACCAGUGAUUUGGCAUUUUCUCCCAAGGGCAAUUUUGGAGACAACAGUGGACUUGCUGAAUAUGUGGCUCAAGCCAUAGACCCGUCUCUCAGCUGGGACGACAUCAAAUGGCUCAGAGGAUUGACAUCACUGCCUAUUGUUGUAAAGGGCAUUUUGAGAGGUGAUGAUGCUAAAGAAGCUGUGAAACAUGGUGUGGAUGGGAUCUUGGUGUCCAAUCACGGGGCUCGACAACUGGAUGGAGUGCCAGCUACGAUUGAUGCCCUGCCAGAAAUCGUCGAGGCUGUGGAAGGGAAGGUAGAAGUCUUCCUAGACGGGGGUGUAAGGAAAGGCACCGAUGUUCUCAAAGCUCUGGCCUUGGGAGCCAAGGCUGUGUUUGUGGGGAGACCCAUCAUAUGGGGCUUGGCUUUCCAGGGAGAAAAAGGUGUUCGAGAUGUCCUUGAGAUACUGAAGGAAGAAUUCCGGCUGGCCAUGGCUCUGAGCGGGUGCCAGAAUGUGAAAGUCAUCGACAAGACAUUGGUGAGGAAAAAUCCUUUGGCCGUUUCCAAGAUCUGA
This is a messenger RNA of Peromyscus eremicus (cactus mouse), 1113 nucleotides long. RefSeq names its product hydroxyacid oxidase 1 (gene Hao1). The transcript has 8 exons. The coding region runs from base 1 to 1113 and encodes 370 amino acids. Gene Ontology annotation, molecular function: oxidoreductase activity; FMN binding. The record is from RefSeq and is a predicted model, not a curated record. Lineage: Eukaryota; Metazoa; Chordata; Mammalia; Rodentia; Cricetidae.